This is a messenger RNA of Engraulis encrasicolus (European anchovy), 2864 nucleotides long. RefSeq names its product golgi associated kinase 1A (gene gask1a). Gene Ontology annotation, cellular component: Golgi apparatus. The transcript has 6 exons. Bases 338 to 2152 code for a protein of 604 amino acids. The record is from RefSeq and is a predicted model, not a curated record. NCBI's taxonomy places the organism in Eukaryota, Metazoa, Chordata, Actinopteri, Clupeiformes, Engraulidae.
ACUUUUCGCGAUUCCGAAGAUGGCUUUUUGAGCUUUGUAGUUAAAUUUUGUAAAUAUUGUGUUAUGCACUGCGUGCAAUCGAGCAACUACCGUCAUAUACAAUAACAUAGGUUGUUUUCCAAAAUAAAGCAACGAAGCGAUCACUGAUGGCUGAACUACUUUUAGUAAGGUGAUGAACAAUGCUGAAGGAGGCGUUCUUCUCGUGCGCGCUUUCGUGGAGAAAAAUGCAGAUGAUGUGGCAAGCAGCGAGCACAUGAGAGAUGAGAUAAAGUAAACAUGUUGGAACCGCAUAUGCAUCAAAAGAAGCCACAGGUCUGCAGCGUUCAUUUGUCUUACGAUGGCUCUGAGAUCCCUAGUGAAGGUCUGUGUGAAGAGGCGUUCUGUGGUGACCUCCUUGGCUCUCUUCACCCUGUCUGUGGCUCUGAUCAACACUAUCCCCCUGUUUCCUAACACCACAGUCGCACCACCCCCACAGGGUCUGAAGGUGAACCUCAACCAAAGAUCUCUUGAGAAGAGAGGGACUCCUGAGCGGAACCACCGCCCUCCUCCUCCACUUCCAAUCUCUGGACACGGUGGGGCUUGGAAACGUGAAAAUGGACAGAAUGAUGCUGCUGACCUGGCAAUGUUUAUGUCUCACAACAAAAAACGGAGAGAUAAAAUUCCCAGCAAUCUAGUGCACGUUGAGUCUCAAUUAAAGCUCAAACGCAAAACAGAGUUUUCUUCAGAGAAGAAAAAGGGGAGGCCUUUGAGCAAAGGGCAAGCCAGCGCCAACUCUUUUCACCCCACUUCCUCUGAAAAUAAGCUAUUAUUUGUCGAAAACAAAGCUACCUUCUUUAUUAAACAUCAACCACUAACAUUUUCCAUGAAAACGACUAGUGUCUCCCAUCAGCCUGCUGGAACACCAGACACUAACCCCAAAGGUGCAGGUCAUCACAGGGAGAAGCACACACAUGAUGGGAGCCAUGGCAACAUGACUGUGGCAGAACCAGAAGCCACCCAACAAAAUGACAGAGAAGUCUCUGGAGAGGAGACAGCACAUGAAGGAAACCUGAAAGGCUCGUCAACGCCAUGGAAGAGGCCCCAUCCCCUUGACGGAAAAGAGAGCAUUCCAAGAGAACAGAUACUGGACAGACAGUCUGACAUGUGCAACAUGCCAUCAGAUGAGGACACAUGGAGCAAGACCACUCUGGAGUCCCUGCCAUGGUUAAGCAAGGACGACGUAAGCAAGAUGGCGUUCCUGUCUGGCUCUAAGGUCCUCAGCAAGGCAAGGCUUCCGGGACACGGACAGGUCCUACAGGUUGCCUUGGGCUCUGGCGAGGCAGUGGGCCCGCAAGAUGAACACCACAAGCAAAGCUGUCAGUCGGGCUCAUGCGCCCUCAUCAAGCGUCCCGCUGACUGGUUCGAGGUGCUGGCCUUUCACCUGGACCGGGUGCUGGGCCUCAACAGAAGCCUGCCCUCUGUGCUCAGGAGUUUCCAAAGCACACUGCUCCCCUACCGGUACACCAGUGGGACGGCUAGACCCGUCGUCUGGUGGGAUCCGGGCAUUCAUCACCUGGAUGAGGUAGACAACGACCAGAACUCUGUCUCUCUGAACUGGCCUCGCUACCAGAAAGGGCUGCGGAGCAGGUGUGGGUUGGAGGCGUCCCUGAAUGCCACACCCUGUGUGGGGGUGCACCACUCCGAAUGGGGCCGCUUGGCACUGUUUGACUUCUUGCUUCAGGUGAAUGAUCGUUUGGACCGCUAUUGCUGUGGAUUCAGACCAGAUCCUUCUGACAUCUGUGUAGAAAAUAUGUUGCAUGUGAAAUGCCAAAGCCCCAAGGACCUCCUUCUUGUGCACAUUCUGGUGAGGAAAGCGGAGCCUUCCAAACUGGUUUUUAUAGACAAUGCUGGUCGGCCGAAUCAGCCGCUUGACAACCUUAACUUUAGAUUGGUGGAGGGCAUCGAUGAGUUCCCUGAGCGGGCGGUGAGUGUUCUCCGGUCCGGCUGCCUGGAGAGCAUGCUGCUGAGGUCCUUAUCUGCGGACCGGGAGCUGUGGAGCAGCCGGGGGGGUGCUGAGGGACUGAGGCCCAUCGUCCACACUAUUCAGAGACGUGGGACCAUCCUGCUGCAACACAUGCAGAACAGAAGGCUGAGACUCAACAAGGACCUGUGACACAACUGGACAGAGAGCACAAAAAGAUGCAAAGGAAAUGGUGCAGUUUGUUGAAAACACGAGAUGAGAGGAUAGUAGUCAUAUUAUAAGCAAUGUCAAUGGAGUUGCACUAAACAGAGGAUUAAAAUCAGGUAGAAGAAGUGGAGAUACCAAAACUAGAUUUCGGGACAACCCCCCUUCAAAUCACACCCUGUGUCUGAAGCCCUGUGCAUCCGUGGUAAAAAUGAUGUUGAUCAGGUCUAAUGUGCUGUACAUUUGUGGAUCAGUGGAUCAGCGUCUAAGAAAAUGCUAAAAAACAUGCAACAGUAGCUGCCCCUGAGGACUGUAGGCAGACUGGGGAAAACAUUGCAUGCCAGAUUACCUGUGCAGACCUGUAUGUCAGAGAUGGGUCUUCAGCACUUUUCAGGAAAGUGGAACCAUCCAGAGGCUGAAAUUUAACAAGGACCUGUGAGAGAACACUCUUCAGCAGAACAAGGGGGAGACUUUUCAAAAGAUAGUCUCACACCAGAUACUAUGUUGGUGUGAGACGUCAAAGAGGUAGCCUUGUGAAGCAAAAUGAAUGUGCCUGGUGGCAGAAAAUAUUUGCUGUCCCAGCACUAGACCAUCAGGGAUCAUCAAAAAGGAUACAAAACCUGCAGCACUCUCUCUAUGUGUAGCAAGAUUUUUUUUCUGUUUGAGCAGGAGUAGGGAAUUGUUGGGGAGGGCUUAGCAC